AUGACUCGAUACGUCCUGCACGCGGACUAUUUGUCACCCUAUUGUAUUACGGUUGCGUUUACUUUGCUCGAGAAACAAUUAUGCUGGGUUUACGAAGAAGUGAAGCUACUGGAUUUGAAGACUCGGACGCCAGAGCACAAGCUCAAACACCCCUGGGGCAAAAUUCCAGUCCUCGAUGUCAUCGAGCAAGACGGUUCAGAGUUCCGCAUCUGUGAGAGCCGAGCCAUCUGUCGGUAUCUCGCACUGUUGCACCAACAGAGCGGCAGCAAGCUCCUACCAGAUUGCGGGAACGUGACUGGGUUCGCUCGAUUCGAAGAAGCGGCUGCAUUCGAGUCAUGCUAUUUCACCCCGCCCGUGUGGAAAGUGACCGGUGAAAUCUGCAUGAAGCCGCUUCUUGGGUUCGGCCCCCCGGACCCUCUCGUGGUUGACGCUAGCUGGCUCUCAGUCGAGGAGUCGCUACAUAUAUUGAAUGACAGAUUGGCUCAUCAACCCUAUCUAGCGGGAGAAUCCUUCUCGUUGGUGGACAUAUGGACGAUGCCGUGGUUUGCACAGCUACUUCGCGUCAAAGGACGGGCAGAAACGCUUGGUCCCCACUCGAACAUUCAGUUUUGGUGGAACAAGGUCACUGAGCGGCCGGCAUGGAAGAAAGCUAGAGACUUGAUGGAGGAGGCUUGUAGGGUACUUGGAAAGCCCCCAACCAACGCAUGA
Exophiala aquamarina CBS 119918 is the source of this 708-nucleotide messenger RNA. RefSeq lists its product as uncharacterized. The transcript has 4 exons. The record is from RefSeq and is a predicted model, not a curated record. NCBI's taxonomy places the organism in Eukaryota, Fungi, Ascomycota, Eurotiomycetes, Chaetothyriales, Herpotrichiellaceae. Gene Ontology annotation, cellular component: cytoplasm. The coding region runs from base 1 to 708 and encodes 235 amino acids. Gene Ontology annotation, molecular function: glutathione transferase activity; glutathione binding.